Cornus florida is the source of this 2316-nucleotide messenger RNA. Its product is annotated as protein NRT1/ PTR FAMILY 5.6-like. Gene Ontology annotation, cellular component: membrane. Gene Ontology annotation, biological process: transmembrane transport; dipeptide transport. Gene Ontology annotation, molecular function: dipeptide transmembrane transporter activity; tripeptide transmembrane transporter activity. The coding region runs from base 231 to 1997 and encodes 588 amino acids. The transcript has 4 exons. The record is from RefSeq and is a predicted model, not a curated record. NCBI's taxonomy places the organism in Eukaryota, Viridiplantae, Streptophyta, Magnoliopsida, Cornales, Cornaceae.
AAAAAAAAAAAAAAAAAAUUCAUAUAGACAACAAAUUCCACUUUAUUAGUAAUUAAAGAUCUCUUUUUAAUAAUCCCAAGAUAAAGGGGAACAUACUACUGUAGAAAGACAUAAUUAACCAAGAAUCCUCACACUAUAAAUUAGCUAGCCAAUACCCAACGCUCAUCACCAUCCUCUGCAUCUUCUCUGAGUUAAUUUGUUCACAUAGCUUUCUUUCUAAGUUCAUAAAGAUGGAGCAAGAAAUAAAAAAGAGAAACGAUGGUGAUGAAACAAGUGAACACGAUGAUGAGAAGUGGGUGUUUGAUUCAUCAUUGGAUCAUAAAGGAAGGGUUCCUCUCCGAGCAUCGACCGGUGUCUGGAAAGCAUCUCUCCUCAUCAUAACAAUUGAGUUCAGUGAGAGGCUGGCCUACUUUGGAAUAGCUACAAAUCUCAUCACAUACCUCACCGGAGUGAUGAAACAGGAUCUCAAAACAGCAGCAAAGAAUGUCAAUUACUGGUCAGGAGUGACGACGGUGUUGCCACUGGUCGGAGGGUUCAUUGCUGAUGCCUACACUGGUCGAUUUUCUUUAAUCUUGCUAUCCUCCAUCAUCUACCUUAUGGGUUUGUCCUUCUUGACAAUUUCUGAAUUCAUCCCAAGCUUAAAGCCAUGUGAUACAGAAGUGUGUUCCCAUCCGAGGAAGGUUCAUGAAGUGGUCUUCUUCUCCGCAAUGUACUUCAUCUCUUUAGGAACUGGAGGACAUAAACCAUGCUUGGAAAGCUUCGGAGCUGAUCAGUUCGAUGAUGAUCAUUUGGAAGAAAGGAAGCAGAAGAUGUCUUUCUUCAACUGGUGGAACUUUGCUCUUUGUUGUGGGCUGUUGCUUGGUGUAACAUUGAUUGUUUAUGUUGAAGACAGUGCGAGCUGGGGUGUUGCAGAUCUUAUUCUCACUGUUACUAUGGCCAUUUCAGUCAUAAUCUUCUAUUCUGGGAAGCCGUUUUACCGAUAUAGGGUGCCAGAGGGCAGCCCUUUAACACCCAUGUUGCAGGUUUUGGUUGCAGCCAUGACCAAGAGAAAUCUAACCUAUCCUUCUAGCCCUGCUUUGUUACAUGAAGCUCAGAAGUCGGAGAAGUCCCAAGGGAGGUUCCUGUGUCAUACAAAUAAUUUCAAAUUUCUUGACAAAGCUGCAAUAAUUGAAGACGACGAGAAUUCAUCUGUGAAGAAGAAACAAAGUCCACGGAGACUAGCAACAGUGACAAGAGUUGAGGAAUUGAAACUUGUACUAAACAUGAUCCCCAUAUGGUUAACUUCCUUAACAUUUGGAGUUUGUGUGGCACAAGCCUCAACAUUUUUCAUCAAACAAAGCAGCACAAUGAACAGAAAGAUAGGUAACAAUUUCGAGAUCCCACCUGCUAGUGUUUAUUCUCUCGCGGCCAUUGGAAUGAUAUUCUCAGUCACCGUCUAUGAGAAGAUCCUAGUUCCGAUACUAAGAAGAGCCACCGGCAAUGAAAGAGGCAUUGAAAUACUCCAGAGGAUUGGUAUCGGCAUGAUAUUCCCAGUUGCAUCGAUGGCUACUGCAGCUUUGGUUGAAAGCAAGAGGCUAAGAAUCACAAACAAAGAAUCCAUGAGUGUGUUUUGGCUAGCUCCCCAGUUCAUAAUUCUUGGUAUAGGAGAUGGGUUCACUCUGGUUGGCUUGCAAGAAUAUUUUUAUGAUCAAGUUCCAGAUUCAAUGAGAAGCUUAGGUAUAGCUUUCUAUCUCAGUGUGAUCGGAGUUGGGAAUUUCUUGAGCAGUUUUCUGAUAACUAUUGUGGAUCAUAUCACUGAGAAAGGUGGGACUAGUUGGUUUGGUAAGGAUUUGAAUAGAAGCCGAUUGGACUAUUUCUACUGGUUAUUGGCAGCCAUGAAUGGGUUGAAUUUAUGUAUAUACGUGCUCUUGGCAAGGAAGUAUACUUACAAGAAUGUGCAGAAAAGUGUGGUUAUGACUGAUUUCUAUGUGGGUGAUAGGACUGGGUCAAUGGCUUGAGUUUCUUAUUUUUGGGAAGUUAAUGGCUAGACUCUUUUCUACUUCAUAAGGGGGUGAUGUUGCUUGCUUUCCCAUGAUCUUGAGAAUUCACAAAGCAAUUUAAAGCUUUGUAGAUUAUGUUGUGUACCAGCAAACUCUUGCACUACCAAGGAGCCAAGAGGGGGAUCUCUCUCUCUCUCUCUCACACACACACAAACACAGCUCCACCUUACUGGGAUUACUCGUUUUCUUAUUAACCAUUCACUACUAUUAUGUAUUGUUCCUCAGUUGGAAAAAACAUGGAUUCAAUGCACUUCUAUAUCAUGCCAAUGAUGCCAAA